ACGUGAUUGGCGGUGCUGCGCGGGAGCGGCUCCUCUCCAGUCUGCCGGCAGCAGCAGCGCUCCAGGCCGCGGCACUCAUGGCUCGGCCCCAGCAGGGCUCGGCCUCGUGGUGUAAUUACUUCUUCCUUUACGAUGGCUCCAAGGUUAAGGAGGAGGGAGAUCCUACGAGCGCUGGGAUUUGUUAUUUUUAUCCUUCUCAGACUCUCCCUGACCAGCAGGAGCUGCUGUGUGGACAGAUUGCCGGAGUGGUGCACUGCAUGACUGAGAUUUCAGGAGCUCCUCCAAGCCUUAUUCGCCUGAAAAAGCUCAAAUUUGCAGUUAUAGUGGAUGGAGACUACCUGUGGGUGCUGGGCUGUGCUGUUGACCUCCCUGAUAUCAGCUGUAGACGGUUUCUGGAGCAGUUGAUCAGCCUCUUCACAUUCUACAAUGGACCUGUGCACCAGGCUUACAUGGAGUUUUCUCAGGAGGAGCUAAACAGGCUGUGGGACAGAUACAUUGAAUAUAUCCAAAAAAGCACCGAUGACCUCCACAAGAUUUUCAAUUCUCUCUGGAAUCUGGACAAAACCAAGGUGGACCCACUGCUUUUACUGAAAGCAGCUCUCAUCUUGCAGACUUGCCAGCGCUCUCCCCACGUCUUGGCAGGCUGCAUUAUCUACAAAGGCUUGAUUGUGAGCACGCAAUUGCCACCUCCUCUCACUGCUAAAGUUCUCCUGCAAGGCAGUGAGUCUUCAGGCCAGAGUGAGCCUGGAAGUGAGGAGCAGCAGGAGCCUGAUUCUCCCUUGCCGCAGGGUGUCCGUAUUGUCCCGGUGUUCCUCACAGAAGAUGAAGUCUCAGUGCUCCAAGUGGAGUGGAUGAAUAGAUCAACCACAGCCCCAGCAAGCCCUAGAGGAGAGAAUAACGUUCUCAGCUCCCCAGCCGUUUCAGAAUCGACAGGAAUUCACAUAAACCAAGACCUGAAUGAUAUCUCUGUGCUCACUGAGCAAGCUUCAAGCACAGCCACGCCAGAAGAUGUCGUACAAUCAGGCAGCUUUGCAAACACAGUUCCUUUGGAGGGCUUCCCCAAAAUGGAAGCCAGGAAAAGGAGUUCUCCAACAGCAGAACUGAGCAGCCCAGGCAACGAAAGGUCAGAGCUCAAUAGAAAACCAUCCUUCUCAUCAGACGGACAUGUAAAAGAGCUGCUGAGCCCUUCUGAGCUCCGUACUGCUCAGUAUGCUCAAACUAUGGAUUCAUAUCUGGAAGGCUUUUCCUUUCCAAACCCAUAUGCCAAGGAACAGGAGAGUCAGAGCACGCAGGAAUUCAUUGUGGACUCUCAUGUUGAACAACACAGUUUUCAGAGCUGUCUUGCAGACAAUGCCAGUCCAACUACCUGCUCUGCUGCCCAAGAGCUGAGCAGAAGGAAGUCGAAUGAACAAGAGAAACAAGGGACUCUGAGCCAAAAUAGUGUCUCUGCGGAAAGUGAUGCAGCCGGUGAUAGUUGGAGUUUGGAUUGCCCAACCCCUGUUGCACAGUCAGAGCUCAGAAGCAAGAGUCAGCCGAUGGCUGCAGAUGUUCAGGAGGGGCUGCCCAGUGCCCCAGCAGAGAACACAGACUGUACUCAGAGUGGGGAGCAAGAGUGGCCUCAGGCAGGCAGACUGGCAGCCCAGGGUGCAGAGUCUGACAAGCACUGCAAGUUCACUCAGAUGAGCUUGUAUGUCCACAGCAUCAAGGGGCUCGUGCUCACUCUGCUAGCUGAAGAUCACUUCCAAGAUGACCGGAGCUCAAUUGAGGAUGUGUACCACAGCAGUCUGGCUUCUCUGAAUGGCCUCGAGGUUCAUCUGAGGGAGACUUUGCCCAAAGACUUUCUGUCCUCAGCCAAGGCAACCUACAGCUUCACUCACUAUGACUGCAUCCAGAAUGUGCUCACAGCCAAUGUGUCCCAUCCACCCGGCCCCCUGGAUCGGCACUUCCUGAGGGCUGCCACACUGAUCCACUCUGACUUCAAUCGGCUUCCAACUGUUUCAGAAGUGAUUGUUAGGAAUGCCUCCACAGCAGUGUAUGCCUGCCGGAACCCCGUCCAGGAGACCUACUUCCAGCAGCUGGGUGCUCCGCUCCGCAACUCGGGUGCUCCCAACCCUCAGGACAGUGCUUUCAGCUUGCCAAACAAAGCCAAGCAAAAGCUACUGAAGCAUGGAGUGAACCUACUUUGAACUGAUGCACUGAGGUAGCGUAUCUCAGCAAUAAUGAAAGCUGGUUCAUCUCCUGUAACCAAAUUCUCAAAGCCAUUUGUUCUGUAAGCACAAUGCUAUGUGCUAACUGUGGUCUCCAACCUGCCCUGAUGAAGGAGCACUCUUACUGCCCUGCUCCUGCAGCACGUUGUGCGUGAUGUCAUUGAUGUUAGCACUUACCAAAGACUGAAGAUAGAAAAUGUGUUGGGGUGUUCAGUUUACAUUGACUUGUAGGACUCUUUGUGGUGCUCUGCCACUGCAGAGACUCCUGGAGUGCCUUGACCAAAAGUAGAACCUCUCCUUGCUCUAAGCUACACGGGACAAUGGAUUACGGGGCAGUGCUUGCUUUCAAACCCUGCACUUGCCUUGAGUUCUGUUACUGUGCUUGUCCUGGUCAGACUUGGGCUUUUUUUAUACCUCCUUAUCUACAGAAAUGAUUCCCUGCUGCAACGCGGUGCCUUAUCUUGAUUAAUUGCCUGCAAGCUGUCUGACUAACUGGAAUAGAACAUGUGCAGCAAAACUCCUUAAUCCCUUCCAGUAGCUGUCAGUAAGUUUUAUUCUGUAGCUGUAUUUGGCAAAUCCUUGUCCUUUUGCCCGUGCGUGCUCAGUGUUCCUUCCAAGAUGCCCACCAGAAAGCAGAAAGGUGCUGCAACCCUCUGGCCUCCCCUGGGGGCCCUGAAUGCACUACAUCCCUCUGCUCCUCAGCCACCCAUGUCUUUCCCCUCCUGUUGGAGUACCGUGCUUCACCUUCUGGCUCUCAUAGCUCUAUUUGUUUGCACUCUAUUGGCUGAGAAGGCAGGUGCCAGCCCCUUAAGCUGAUGGGACCAAAGAGGCUUUAUAGCUCCUUGGCAUUUGUUGUCUUUCUGCUUGUGCAUCCCCUUGUCACUGGCUUGCUGGGGUGGGACAGGCAGUGGUGGCUGCUAGCCCUGAGUGAUGAAUCUUACCAUCUGACUGUGCUGUGUUCUGAGACUGCUGCUGCUACGUACACACACAUCACUGUGAAAAUAAAAGUCUCCAAGACUCAUGCAAGAGCUCUGUGUCAGCGGCCAGAGUCUCACUCACUCUGCCUUGUUUGUGGCUCGUGUUGGGGUUGGGUGAACUGAACAGUGCUGUUAGCUCCCUCCGGGCUGAGCUCCGGCAGUGAUGUGUGCUUCAUCAGGAAGCACAGAGCUGAAGGAGAAGCCCGAGAGGGACAGGAGGGAGUUCUGGCACAGCAGCAAAGCACAAAAUAGAUGCCAUUGCCUGCUGUCUUCAGAAAUCUUCCGCUGCAAUCUGCUGUGCCGUCUGUUAGCAGUGAACAGCUGGGCUGGUUCCGUUGUGUUCUGCUGCUUGAGCUGCAUCUGGCCUCCAGGAUCGCCUCCAGGGCUUUGCUUAAGAGGAACAUGGUCUUUGGGGUAGGACACUAAAGCGCUCCAGGCUUAAUGGUUGCAUGGGAGAGAGGAUGUUUAGAAGGGGUCAUGUUAAAGUGCAGUGACAAGGAGCAGCUGUUGCCCUGGCCACGUCUUGCUAAUGGGGUCAAGGCUGUUGCUGAGCAGUGCCAAGCUGCCUUGGGGCUGGAGGGGGGUGUAUUGGGUACUGGCUUUUGUGCAGAAGGACAGCAAAUGUUGUGUGAGAGGCAGCACGGCAUCCUAGAGCUGCUCCUGCUGAGGCUGCCUGCUGCCCUUGAUGUGUCACUGCAGGCAGCUGCAAAUGUUUUCCAAAAUGUGGUUUGGGGAGUUUAUUUAUUUAUUUUCCUUUUGGAAGGCCCUUUGGCCGAGCCUGAAGAGCGCUGGAUCAGUGUGGUGGUUCCUGCUGCUGCCUUGGCAGGGCCAGUACUGGUGGCUGAUGGCAGGCUGGGGUCAGCUGUCCAGCUUUGCAGGGCAGCAGGGACCUGAGGGGUGGGAUCAAUGCAGGGAGCUGCCAGGCAGCUGCCUGUUGUGCCCCCUGAUAGCAUGGGCAGGGGGCUGGGGCUGUGCUGAAACCAUGCCCUCACUCGCUGCAUGCCAGUUCAGCCUCAGCCCAUCACCUCCUCCCACCCUGCAGCUCCUGUUAUUUCCAAUGCUUUGUUCUUUACAGUGAGCUGAGCUGCUGGGGCCAGCUCAGGAAAGGAUCCAGCUCCUCUGUGUUUUGCUUUACCCUGGAACAGUUACACAAGCAGGCAGAGCCUGGUCUGUUUUCAGCACAACAGUUUAUUGAUAAUCUUUACUUAUCCACUGUAGGAAUGUUACCAAACUGUCACAGUUACCAAGCCAGCCUGCUUCCUCAGAGCCUGUUUCCAAAUAAUCAAGGCGUGUAGAAAUCAUGCACUUCAGAUAUUCUGUAACAAGACAGGUGUAAAAAAUAUCUCAGAUGUA
Molecule: messenger RNA, 4537 nt
Organism: Gallus gallus (chicken)
Lineage: Eukaryota; Metazoa; Chordata; Aves; Galliformes; Phasianidae
Gene: HPS4
Product: HPS4, biogenesis of lysosomal organelles complex 3 subunit 2
Exons: 13
Coding region: 78-2186 (702 amino acids)
Biological process (GO): vesicle-mediated transport
Source: RefSeq, a predicted model, not a curated record